AUGAUACCCAAGGUGUGCGGGACGCGGUCAGCCAGGACCAUUUCCAAGGCGGCUUACCACCGCGGUGUGGUGAUCGUGCAGUGCCCUGGCUGCAAAAACCGCCAUAUCAUUGCGGACAACCUGGGCUGGUUCUCCGACUUGGACGGGAAAAGGAACAUUGAGGAAAUCCUGGCGGCUAGAGGGGAGGCAGUGAGGCGAGUUGCUGGCAAAGACGUGGUGGAGCUGCUGCGCAGUGACCCAGAGGUGGGGGGCCCCCCGGGCCCACACUCGGAAGCGGAUGAGGCAGAAGAGACCAAAGGAUAAUGCAGUCGCCCUGGACUGGGACUCAAGGGGGAAGCCGCAGACUUUCUGCCUCUCAAAGAAAGAUUUUGCUGGACUCUUCUCAAGCAAAUCUUCCUCUCCCAAACUCCUGGCUUCCUGUUUCCUAACAAUGCCUUUUGCAGCAUGAAAGUAGGCAUGCCUUGCCGUCAGUGGGGUUUGGGUUGUACAAUUUAGGACAAGGGGUUGUGGGGUGUGGAGGAGGGGCUGGGUCUCCCUCAGCCUGAGGGCUGGCUUCCGUCUUGGAGGUGCGCUUGGCCAGGGCUGGCCCGAGUUACGUUGCUGCUUGGGGCAAAAUGCAGGGUGGUUUCUGCACUGCCAUUCUGUGUCCAGAUGCCGACCAGACUGACAGGUGAACUUUCCUUCGACAGCAUCAUUGCAUGGCCUCAGUGUUGUCUUCACUGUGGAAACACAUUGAGAGCCGUGCAGGAUCAGACUCAGGAUCAUAGAGUAGGUGAGUUGGCCCUUCUAGGACAACCAGUGCUCGGAGAAAGCCCCGAAGCCGGGCAAGAGUGCAAGAGCACUCUCCUGUCCAUGUUCCCCAGUAAGUGGUGUCCCUUGCCAUCCUGCUUCUGAUGCUGGAGGGAGCCUGAAGCUGUCCAAACUUGUAACCGGUGGUCUCCUCCUCCUCCAGGCAAACUUAAGAAAAGCCCUGCUAGAUCAGAUGGAUGACCUUCCUAGGCUGGCAUUCUGGUCACGGUGGUCCACAGAGGACGGGGCUGCAGGAGCAGCCUCCAGCCUAGGCCCCUCCAGCACCUGGCUCUGCAGUCCAGCAGCAUCUGCUGGAAGCCACUGCCCAGAACCUGGCCUGAGGGCACACAAGCCACCCACCCAGGUCUGGAGCCGGCCUGAGCUUAGCGGGGGACCACCUGAGAACCAUGUGCGGCCACCUCGAAUUCCACCAUGGGAGAAAGAUGGGAUAUAAAUAUAAUAAACUGCUUCACUGCCUGCUGGGGGCUGAAAGCAAGAGGUGGGUCCUUGUCACUCUCCACGCUUCCCUUUACAUAAAAGCUCUCUCUGCCAGUAGUGAAGCAUCCAGAGAGGGAUUGCGGGAAUGCUGUACAAGGGCAGGGAAGCCACCGACGACCUGUAUCUCAGAAAGGAGCUGUGCUCAUCUGGAGAACCCCAGUGGCUCAGAUUAGCACUCCAGGCAGCCUGGGUUUGGCGCAUUUAUAUCUUGGAUCCCACCACAUCAAUAGAUGUGUAACUUGCAGGCCAGUGCAUCGGGAGGGCAUCCUGUCACGCAAGCCUGAGAUCGAGCCCCCCCCCCCCACACACACACAGGUUGCUUCACCUCUGACACACUCGGGAACCACUGAAAAUGGGGCGGGAGGGCGCUGCUCAAGAAAGGCAGUCCCCGUGUUCCUCCCAGAGCCUCGUAUUCAGGAAAGGGUCGCCGGAGCUGCCUUGCCUGGGCUGUGUGCCAGGUGACCCCGUUCCGUCCAAGCUCUGCUCUGCCAGUUCAGCCCUGGCAGCCCCCCGCCCCAGCCUCCUGUGGUGUCAGAUUUCCCUCUGCCACAGCCAGCCGGCGGCAGUCGUGCUGCAAAAAUGGGAUGGCUUGGGGAGAGGCUGAGCUUGGCGGCCGCCCUUCAGAGUGAAGAGCCCCAGGAGAAAGGGGGCUGACCCUGCAGAGCACCGCAGGCUGGAGAGCAGAAGCGCUGAGGCUUUGGCCGGAGGGCAGUCAGUGGCAUCUUCCUCCUGUAAGGCCGUCCCUCUGCUGGGUGCACCCAAGCACAGCACGAAAGGUCAGAGAGAGGCAUGCAGACAGCUCAGGUUUUGGAUGGGAAACUAGCUGAGCUGACCCUGUUGGGAGACCCCCCCCGAGACAAAUCCCCUCAUGCCAGCUCGCUUUUUCAGGGUUGGCAAGGUGGGUCCCCUCUCAGCAAGGCCGCCUGCCCACCACCAAUAAGGCUGCCCUCCUGGCUCGGGCUUGCUUGCUUGCCAGGCAAGGAGUCAGUGGCCAGGUGGCCAGAGCAUCACCUGUGCCUGAACCGCAGUGACAGGUGGGUGACCCAGCAAGGCUGGAAUGGAGAAGAACCACGUCCAGGGGUUUGCACCCAGGUGUCCCUGCCGGCCCUCGGCGGGUGCCCAGCUAUACCGACUCUUGCUGCGGACCGCUGGGUGCCAGAAUUGGAGGGAGCUGCCUGCCUGCCUGCCUGCAGUUUUGGAGAAGCCCAGUAGGGCUUGGCAGCCCAAGAGUGGAGCCGAUUUCUUCCUAAACUUGGAUCACAGAGAUAGCCAUGCAGGUGGAGGAAUGAAAGAAAUGCCUGAGGCUGUGAAAGACAGAUGAAGAGUGGAUGUCAUGAGCGGAGCCAGCUGGAGUUGGGGGUCAGACUAGAUGGCCCGGGAGAUCCCUUCUGACUUGCUCAGUUUCUAAGAGCUUACUGGAAAAAAAAAAAAUCUUGCCACAACUGCCCAGCAGAUGGUAAGAGGUGAAGUGGCAGGCUCUUGCGAAGACACCCGUUGUGAUUUCAAAAUGUACUAAUUGUUGGGGCCAGACCCCCGCAGUGCAGGGAAGGGGCAGCUACUUCUCUGCAACAACCAUGGCCUGAGUACCCCUUCCAGAGGGGGUGUAUUGCAAUUCCCAUCAUCUCCAUCCAGCACGGGGGAGGCUGAUCUGGGGGAUUGCUGUUGCCCCAAGCCUUUCUAAUCCCUUCCCUAGCCCUGUGUUUGUACCAAGACUGGUUAAAAGUAGCCCAGAAUCCUCUGGACAGGGGAGAAAAUAACACUUGAAAGAGAUUGGCUCACAAAAUGUUUUAUUAAUCAGCCCCAUUCUCUCCC
Molecule: messenger RNA, 3099 nt
Organism: Varanus komodoensis (Komodo dragon)
Lineage: Eukaryota; Metazoa; Chordata; Lepidosauria; Squamata; Varanidae
Gene: DNLZ
Product: DNL-type zinc finger
Exons: 3
Coding region: 1-303 (100 amino acids)
Biological process (GO): protein stabilization; protein import into mitochondrial matrix; protein folding
Cellular component (GO): mitochondrion
Molecular function (GO): protein-folding chaperone binding; zinc ion binding
Source: RefSeq, a predicted model, not a curated record